This is a messenger RNA of Dunckerocampus dactyliophorus (ringed pipefish), 6778 nucleotides long. RefSeq lists its product as uncharacterized. NCBI's taxonomy places the organism in Eukaryota, Metazoa, Chordata, Actinopteri, Syngnathiformes, Syngnathidae. The coding region runs from base 119 to 5743 and encodes 1874 amino acids. The record is from RefSeq and is a predicted model, not a curated record. Gene Ontology annotation, molecular function: protein binding; transmembrane signaling receptor activity. The transcript is spliced from 7 exons. Gene Ontology annotation, biological process: immune response; toll-like receptor signaling pathway. Gene Ontology annotation, cellular component: membrane.
UCUCACACAGGAAAAAUUUACUUUGAAGCCUCACGUUGGAGUUGGUCUAUUACAAAAUUUGAUUUAUUCUUGCUGAAGGCCUAAUUUGCACUUUGGGAUUGGAAGAUUGGAUUCUAUCAUGAUGAACGAUGGUGGAAUACCAAAUGGAAGGUCCACAAGGUUUAUUUUAAUUGUCUUCUCUCUGACUAUCAAAAGUUGCAUUGGAUUUUCACUGAGGAACUGUCGAAUCAGUUCCAACCGGGCCAUUUGUUCGGCCAGCAACCUCCAAGCGGUUCCUCGGGAUAUCACACCAUCAGUCAACGAGUUUGACUUGUCAAAGAACAAAAUAUCCAAAAUACGAUUCAGUGACUUCAGAAAUUACACAGCCCUGCUAGAGUUAAAGUUAAAUUGCAACAUCAUUUCACAAAUAGAAGAAGGAGCCUUUGCCGACCUGCGCUCGCUCCAGAGGAUGAAUCUGAAUAAUAACCAGCUGACACAACUGGGGGACAUUUUUGAUGGUUUGAGCAACCUAACUGAGCUGAGAAUCAACAGCAAUAACAUCAAAACUGUGCUGUCGUCCUCUUUUAAGCCCCUGAGGAGAUUGACCUUUCUGGACCUGUCCUACAACAAACUGCAGAAGCUGUUAAAUGUUCAUCACGCAAUACAACAUCUACCAAAUCUGCGGUAUCUGCUCAUCAGAAAUAUCAAUCUAAGAAUUUUUCAGUCUUGGGAACUGACCAACAACACGGUGGGCCUCCAACACCUCGAUUUAUCUCAGAAUUCCAUUGAUGUUUUCAGCGUCGCCGCAGAUGUUUUCCAAAACCUAACGUUGCUAAACAUUAGCGUUCCCCCAAGAAAGCAGAAGAUGAAAUGGGACCUUCAUGAGCAAACACUGCUCAGCCGAGUGUCCACCCUCGAUAUUGGCGGGACUCACUUGGAAGACAUAACAGCGUUUUUCGAGAGCUUCAAUUUUUCAUUGAAUUCUGUGAUGAUAAAAACAACCAAACACGAUCUUAAAGAGCUGCUUAGCAUCUCCUGCACCAUCCCUACACUAACUCAGCUCCAAAUCAGACACAACAACCUCAAUUUGGUGGAUUCAGAUCUGCUUCAGCUGUGCUCCAAUGUCACCAAUUUGGAUCUAGCCUCCAAUCGCAUCCAAAGCAUCUCCAAAGACUCUUUCAGAGCCCUUCAAGCUCUAGAGGUGUUGCGUCUGAACUUCAAUGUGCUCUCCUUCGUCCCACUUGCCAUUAGAAAUCUGACAAGCCUUCAAGAACUGGACCUGCGCUUCAAUAACAUCAUUUCUCUUGGUUGUCAUAACUUUGCCAAGUUGGGCAAACUCAGGGUGCUCAGUCUCUGCCACAAUUUCCUCACGACCAUAAGGCAGUGCAUCUUCCAGAAUCUGACCAACCUUCAGGUCCUGAAUAUGCAGAAGAACCAAAUCAGACGACUGGAUUAUGCUUUUAAAAGAUGCUUCCCAAAUCUCAUUAAGCUGCGACUGUACGGUAAUCAACUCAGCACAAUUGAAGACGGAGAGUUUGAGAGCUUGCGGUCUCUUCAGUACCUGGCACUGCACGGGAAUCAUAUCAACAAGCUGGAAAAAGGCUCUUUUAGGGGACUGACGAUGCUCACAGAUAUCCUGCUGCAAUCCAAUGACAUCAGAGAAAUAAACCAGGAUGUGUUCAAUGAUCUCAUUAACUUAAGAAGGUUGCAUUUAUUGGAUAAUCACAUCAAAUACCACUCUACCGCAGCUCUGCCAAAGCCGCCAUUCUCACGCCUUUCUAGCCUGGAGACCCUCAUCAUGUCAGGCCAACACAGCAGGCUCAAGAACUACUUACCUCGUAACUUCCUGCAAGGUUUGACCAACCUCUCGGUCUUUGACACCAGGAACGUCCAGCUCUUGUCCUUGCACCAAGAUAUGUUCACAUACACGCCACGUCUGCAGAAGCUUGACAUCAGCUCAAAUGACCUCGGAGAUGUCUCGCCACAUUUGUUUGAUCCCAUCCCGAACCUUCGAAGCCUCUACAUUUCCAGAACAAGUCUUCAGUCGCUAGAUUUUUUAAAGGAGGCCAAUCUUACAAAGCUGGAGUUCCUGCAAGCGCGAAAGAACCAAUAUUCAGUCAUCACUGAGGAACAGCUGGACUCUCUCCCUGCUCUGGUUUAUCUGGAUCUUCAAGGCAACAGUUUCAACUACCCCCCGGACCUUAAAGGCACCAAGCUGCUGAGCCUUGACCUCCGAUCCUGUUCCGUGGACAUAGAGUUCCUCUACUUCAUCUCCACCACAUGUGCGAUCCUCUCGUUCAUGCUGACAACCUUUAUCUACCAUUUCCUGCGAUGGCAGCUGGCUUACGCCUAUCACCUCUUCUUGGCUUUGCUCUACGAGAGGAAGCACAGGAACGCGCAGCCUCGGUGUCUGUACGACGCCUUUGUGUCCUACAACGCCCACGAUGAGCCCUGGGUCUUCAGAGAGCUGCUACCCAAACUGGAGGGGGAACAGGGCUGGAAGUUGUGUCUGCACCACAGAGACUUCCAGCCAGGGAAGCCCAUCAUUGACAACAUCACUGAGGCCAUCUACGCCAGCAGGAAGACAAUCUGUGUGAUCAGCCGGAGAUACCUGGAGAGCGAGUGGUGCUCCCGGGAGAUUCAGGUGGCCAGCUUCCGCCUGUUUGACGAGCAUAAGGACGUCCUGAUCCUGGUCUUCCUGGAGGACAUCCCCGUCUGUGAGCUGUCUCCCUACUACCGCAUGAGGAAGCUGCUGAAAAAGCGGUCCUUCCUAAGCUGGCCUCGGGCAGCACAGUGCACUGACCUGUUUUGGGAGAAACUCCGCCAGGCUCUGACGGCCAAAGAAGAUCCAGGUGGUGAAAUGCUGCUGCUGACUGUAGAUGACGAUGACGAGUGGGGAAGAUUGGACUCUCUCACGAUGGAAGAUGGUGGAAUACCAAAUGGAAGGUCCACAAGGUUUAUUUUAAUUGUCUUCUCUCUGACUAUCAACAGUUGCAUUGGAUUUUCAUUGAGGAACUGUCGAAUUAGUUACGACAGCGCCAUUUGUUCGGCCAGCAAACUCCUGGCUGUCCCACGUGACAUCCCGCCAUCGGUCAGAGAGUUUGACUUGUCCGUGAACAAAAUAUCCAAAAUACGAGUCGGCGACUUCAGAAAUUACACAGCCCUGCUAGAGUUAAACUUAAAGCGCAACAUCAUUUCACAAAUAGAAGAAGGAGCCUUUGCCGACCUGCGCUCGCUCCAGAGGAUGAAUCUGAAUAAUAACCAGCUGACACAACUGGGAGACGUUUUUGAUGGUUUGAGCAACCUAACUGAGCUGAGAAUCAACAGCAAUAACAUCAAAACUGUGCUGCCGUCCUCUUUUAAGCCCCUGAGGAGAUUGACCUUUCUGGACCUGUCCUACAACAAACUGCAGAAGCUGUUAAAUGUUCAUCACGCAAUACAACAUCUACCAAAUCUGCGGUACCUGAUCAUCAAAAAAAUCGAUCUCAGAAUUUUUCAAUCUUGGGAACUGACCAACAACAUGGUGGGCCUCCAAUACCUCGAUUUAUCUCAGAAUUCUAUUGAAGUUUUCAGCGUCGCCGCAGAUGUUUUCCAAAACCUAACGUGGCUUAACAUUGGUGGCCCCGCAAGGAAGCAGAAGAUGAAAUGGAACCUUCAUGAGCAAACACUGCUCAGCCGAGUGUCCACCCUCGAUAUAGGUGGCAUUCAAUUGGAAGACAAAAGAGCGUUUUUCGAGAGCUUCAACUUUUCACUGACUUCUGUGAGGAUGAACGCGAUGAAACACAACCUCAAAGAGCUGCUCAGCAUCUCCUGCACCAUCCCUACGCUGGCUCAGCUCCAAAUCAGACUCAACAACCUCAAGCUGGUGGAUUCAGGGCUGCUUCAGCUGUGCUCCAAUGUCACCGAGUUGGAUCUAGCUCAAAACCGCAUCCAACAAAUCUCCGACGACUCCUUCAGAGCUCUUCAAGGUCUGAAGAGCUUGAGUCUCAGCCGCAAUAACCUCCCACUGGUCCCGCCCGCCCUUCGGAAUCUGACGUUGCUUCUGGAACUGGACCUGAGCUCCAACAACAUCACCUCUCUUGGUUGUCACGACUUUGCCGAGCUGGGCAAGCUCAGGGUGCUCCGUCUUUACCAGAACUUCAUCACGAGCGUAAGGCAGUGCGUCUUCAAGGAUCUGAGCAACCUUCAGGUCCUGAAGAUGCAGACGAACCAAAUCAAGAGACUGAACGAUGCUUUUAAAAAAUACUUGCCAAAUCUCAGACAGCUGCUACUGGACAGGAAUAAACUCACCACGAUUCAGGACGGAGAGUUUGAGGGCUUGCGGUCUCUUCAGAACCUGACACUGCAUGAGAAUCAUAUCAACAAGCUGAAAAAAGGCUCUUUUAGGGGACUGACGAUGCUCACAGAUAUCCUGCUGCAAUCCAAUGACAUCCGAGAGAGCGAGAUAACCCAGGAUGUGUUCAAUGAUCUCAUUAACUUAAGAAGGCUGGUUUUAUCCGACAAUCACAUCAAAUACAACACGAAUGCAGCUCUGCCAAAGCCGCCAUUCUCACGCCUUUCUAGCCUGGAGACCCUCAUCAUGUCAGGCCAACACAGCAGGGGCAAGAACUACUUACCUCGUAACUUCCUGCAAGGUUUGACCAACCUCUCGGUCUUUGACACCAGGAACGUCCAGCUCUUGUCCUUGCACCAAGAUAUGUUCACAUACACGCCACGUCUGCAGAAGCUUGACAUCAGUGCGAAUGAGCUUACGGAUGUCUCGCCACAUUUGUUUGAUCCCAUCCCGAACCUUCGAAGCCUCUACAUUUCCAGAACAAGUCUUCAGUCGCUAGAUUUUUUAAAGGAGGCCAAUCUUACAAAGCUGGAGUUCCUGCAAGCGCGAAAGAACCAAUAUUCAGUCAUCACUGAGGAACAGCUGGACUCUCUCCCUGCUCUGGUUUAUCUGGAUCUUCAAGGCAACAGUUUCACCUGCGACUGCGACAACGCCUGGUUUGUCCAGUGGGUAAACGACACCAAAACACAAGUUUAUGACGCCUAUAACUUUGUAUGCAACUACCCCCCGGACCUUAAAGGCACCAAGCUGCUGAGCCUUGACCUCCGAUCCUGUUCCGUGGACAUAGAGUUCCUCUACUUCAUCUCCACCACAUGUGCGAUCCUCUCGUUCAUGCUGACAACCUUUAUCUACCAUUUCCUGCGAUGGCAGCUGGCUUACGCCUAUCACCUCUUCUUGGCUUUGCUCUACGAGAGGAAGCACAGGAACGCGCAGCCUCGGUGUCUGUACGACGCCUUUGUGUCCUACAACGCCCACGAUGAGCCCUGGGUCUUCAGAGAGCUGCUACCCAAACUGGAGGGGGAACAGGGCUGGAAGUUGUGUCUGCACCACAGAGACUUCCAGCCAGGGAAGCCCAUCAUUGACAACAUCACUGAGGCCAUCUACGCCAGCAGGAAGACAAUCUGUGUGAUCAGCCGGAGAUACCUGGAGAGCGAGUGGUGCUCCCGGGAGAUUCAGGUGGCCAGCUUCCGCCUGUUCGACGAGCAUAAGGACGUCCUGAUCCUGGUCUUCCUGGAGGACAUCCCCGUCUGUGAGCUGUCUCCCUACUACCGCAUGAGGAAGCUGCUGAAGAAGCGGUCCUUCCUGAGUUGGCCUCGGGCUGCCCAGUGCACCAACCUGUUUUGGGAGAAGCUCCGCCAGGCUCUGAAGGCCCAAGAAGAUCUGGGUGGGGUAAUGCUGCUGCUGACUGUAGACGACAGAUUGCGGCGAUGAUGGAUUAGUGUGUCUAAACUUCAAUUUGAAAAUCCAAUGAAUUCAAAUUCACUGUUGCAUGUUGAUCAACAAACAAGCCAACUCUUCUACUACACAAAACAACCCACAAAGUAUGCAUUUGUGUCAUGAUCCUCAACCUUUGAGGAUGCAUGUAAGCUAGCAUGGCUUCCAAAGCGUUUUGACCACAACCCAUUGGGGGCGCCACUAAAUAUUACCAUUCAGACACCAACAGACACGGGUGGUAUUAAAAUGUGUUUAAUAAAUUAUCAGGCAGUAGCUUUUCCAACAUUUGAGAACUCCAGUGAACAUAAUCAUGUGCGGACGUUACAAAGUAUUCCAAAUCCAACUCUUUGCUCUUCAUAAAACAUAGCUUAUCUGACCGUGUGUAUCUUUGCCGCAGAGGAAGUGAAGCACAAAUGAUCGCAAGUAAAUAUUGCGUUUAUGCUGCAGUGGUGGUCAUAUUGGCUGCAAACAUCCGCUGGGUGGCCUCUGUGCUCUUCCUCCUGCGCUCACUACCAGGCAAACAACAUUUGUUGGACGUUUGUUUUCCAUGUUUUAUUCGAGAAGACACAAGCUGAAAUGUGCAGUGGCGUUGUAUACUCACUCGAUGCACCUCAUCCCUCUUUGGGUCGAGUCCUUGGACGGGUCGGCGCACAAGAACUUUCUGCGCAGGUGGAAGCUGGAAGGACCAGAAGGAGCAACCGUGGGAAUGAGUGCACUGGAGGAAUUUCGGCUUGUUGAUUAACCCCCAGUUACAUUUUUUUUUUUUACUGCACACGCCCUGGCCAAAGUGCCCCCAUGACAGCAGCCGGAGAACUUGUCUGUCUUGUUUUUACAGGAGCAAAAAAAAAACACUAUAUGUGACAGUUUUAUGUUUAUUAUUUUGAUUCAUUCAUUAUUAUUAUUAUUUUUCAAUAUAAUUGUAUGUUUUUUAAUAUAGUAUCAUAAUAUAUGUAAUAGAUUUUUGUUACAUUUUUUAUAUAAUUUUAAUAUUACUUUUUGAUAUAAUACCAUGUAAUAUAAUAUAUUUUUAUA